This is a messenger RNA of Trichophyton benhamiae CBS 112371, 2055 nucleotides long. Its product is annotated as amine oxidase. Gene Ontology annotation, biological process: amine metabolic process. The record is from RefSeq and is a predicted model, not a curated record. The transcript is spliced from 3 exons. Bases 1 to 2055 code for a protein of 684 amino acids. NCBI's taxonomy places the organism in Eukaryota, Fungi, Ascomycota, Eurotiomycetes, Onygenales, Arthrodermataceae. Gene Ontology annotation, molecular function: copper ion binding; primary methylamine oxidase activity; quinone binding.
AUGGCACCACAUCCGUUUGACCCGGUGACGCCUGCCGAGCUCCGGCUGGCUGUCAAGAUCCUCGAGAAUGCCUUCCCAGGAGUUGCUCUGCGGUACAAGGUUAUCGACCUCCAGGAGCCCAUCAAGAAGGAUGUCGUUCCCUAUAUCGAGGCAGAGAGACUAUGUAUCUCCUUGCCUAAGAAGCCUGCUCGCCUACUCAUGGCCAUGUUCCAUCGGUUGGACACAAAGAGUUUUAUGAAGGCGCUGAUAAAUAUUGAUACCCGGGUGCUACUACACGUAAAGGAGAUACCCAAGGACAUACAGGGACCUUGUGACGCAGAUGAGCUGAUCGAGAUGGAACAGCUCUGCUUGGAGCAUCCUGCUGUGAAAGCCGAGGUUGAGAAGAUGAAGCUUCCACCAGGAGUGACCGUGUGUUCGGACCCCUGGAUCUAUGGAACAGACGAUCCCAAAGAAACCCGCCGUCUGAUGCAGUUUUACAUGUAUCUUGUCGAUACCGAAAACCCCCAGCAUAACCACUACUCCCUCCCAUGCACUUUUUCCCCGGUAUUUGACGCCAAUACUAAGGAGCUAGUCCGCAUUGACUACCUAUCUACUGGCUCGGAUCAUUCCACGAAGCCUACUCAGCCCUGGAAACCGGUCAAGGCUGUUCAGUACGCUCAUGAUCUCUUGGAUGAGCCUACUCGAACGGAUCUCAAACCGUACAUAGUACAACAGCCAGAAGGCCCCUCAUUUUCCGUAAAUGGGAGCUUUGUGCACUGGCAGAAGUGGAGGUUUCACGUUGGAUUCAACUAUCGCGAAGGAAUGGUGUUAUAUGGCGUGACGUAUGACAGACGCAAUGUCUUCUACCGGCUAGCCGUGAAUGAAAUGACAGUUCCGUAUGGAGGUAGGCUUAUGUAUUCAGUGUCUCUAUCUUCAUCAGCUAAUAUUAGUGUAGAUCCACGGGCACCAUACCAUCGUAAACAGGCAUUUGACAUUGGGGAUGUUGGCUUUGGAGUUACAGCCAACCAGCUAUCUCUGGGCUGUGACUGUCUCGGUCAUAUCAAGUACUUCGAUGGCUACAGGAUCGACUCCAAGGGAAACCCAGUGCUGUUGAAAAACGUUCUCUGUCUACACGAACAAGACAAUGGAAUACAACAUAAACAUACCAACUACCGCUCCCAGGCUGCCACUGUGGUCCGGAAUCGUCAACUUGUCUUGCAAAUGAUCUGCACAGUCGCAAACUACGAGUACAUCUUUGCUUGGAUAUUUGAUCAAGCCGGCAAUAUCGAGCUUGAAGUCAGGGCUACAGGUAUAUUGUCAACCAUGCCUAUCGACGAAGGAGUGUCCGUUCCGUUCGGCACCAACGUGGCUCCAGGAGUCAUGGCUGCCUAUCAUCAGCACAUAUUCAGCAUGCGUAUUGAUCCAGCCAUUGACGGGCACAGCAAUACGGUGAUAUAUCAAGACAGCGUUCCAAUGCCUGAUGACCCAGAUACAAACCCUUAUGGUGUGGGAUACGUCCAAGAAACCAAGGUCAUCAAACGUUCAACAGCAGCGGACCUCAGUGUUCCUGAUGCCCGCGUUUUCAAGAUCCGGAACGACAAUAUCAUUAACCCCACAUCUGGCAAACCGGUUGCCUAUAAAUUGCACGCACUGCCCAGCCAGCUCAUGCUUAUGCACCCCCGCAGCUUCAACAUGAAACGGGCCCAGUUCGCUACAAGGCCAAUAUGGGUGACCAAGUACCGAGACGAUGAGUUGUACGCUGCCGGCGAAUUCACUAAUCAAAGCAAGGGGAGCUCUGGUGUUGAGCAAUGGGUCGCUCGAGAAGAUAAUGUCGAAAACACGGACGUUGUCCUCUGGCAUACCUUCGCACUUACUCAUAAUCCCCGCCCAGAGGAUUUCCCUGUUAUGCCCAUGGAGAAGGUCAGCAUCAUGCUCAGACCGGAUGGUUUCUUCGAGAAAAAUCCUGCUUUGGACGUCCCGCAGUCAGCGCAGAAUUUCAAUCAGUCUUCUCUGCAUAUUUCAUCUGAGAAGAACGAGGCCAAACAUUGCCCAUGUCCAUCUACUUCAAAGCUCUAG